Messenger RNA from Durusdinium trenchii, 831 nucleotides. The record is from the annotation of a GenBank genome assembly. NCBI's taxonomy places the organism in Eukaryota, Dinophyceae, Suessiales, Symbiodiniaceae.
AUGAGGGCGGUGAAGACAUUUUUGCACAUACAUUGCAGUUCGUGGGAGAUGGUGACACCUUGCGCGGGGGGCGAGCGUGUGACCUACGAGGCCGAGUGGGACGACCGAAAAGGAAAAUAUCGAGCAUCAACUUGGACGGUGGAUGCGAGUGGUGCGGGAGCGGCCAUGCUGCCGGGAGUCUUGAAGAAGUACUUCACCGACAAAGGCUUUGGCUUCAUCGAGCCUCAGGACGGUAGUGAAGACCUCUUCGCACACCAGCGGCAGUUCAGCGGGGACCCCAACAGCAUUCAGGAUGGAAUGAAGGUCAAAUAUGAAGUUGAAUGGGAUGGUAAGAAAGGCAAAAACAAAGCAGGACCGGAUCUUGGUGUGCUGACAAUGGUUUCGGCGGCGGCGGCGGCUAUGGCGGUGGUGGCUGCGGUGGCGGCGGCGGCUAUGGCAUGCAGCAGCCAAAUUAUGGCCAACCCAUGGGUGGCUGCCCACAGUAUGGGGCCCCUCAGCAGGGCGGCUACGGCCCCAUGGGCGGCGCACCGGGGCCCGAUCCGCGCUACGCUCCCUACGGGCAGCCUCAGCCCAGUUACGGAGGACCUGCGCCUGGAGGCCUGCCACCCGGCUGGGAAUCUGCACAAGACCCUGCCAGAGACCAGUUGGACUCCGCCUGCCGCUCCAGCGGCACCCCCGCCAGCACCGGCCAUGCCGUCCCUACCACCCGGUUGGGAAUCAGCACAAGAUCCUGCCAGCGGCAAGACCUACUACUUCAAUCGUGCGACCAACGCAACCUGGAAUGAGAUUCCUCGGGCAGUUGGGGAAAAACAGGACCAAGGUCUGAGGUAA